Messenger RNA from Dipodomys spectabilis (banner-tailed kangaroo rat), 8175 nucleotides. It is a transcript of the gene Wdr87, whose product is annotated as WD repeat domain 87. NCBI's taxonomy places the organism in Eukaryota, Metazoa, Chordata, Mammalia, Rodentia, Heteromyidae. The record is from RefSeq and is a predicted model, not a curated record. Gene Ontology annotation, molecular function: protein binding. The transcript has 11 exons. The coding region runs from base 1 to 8175 and encodes 2724 amino acids.
AUGUCUUCCCCCAGACUCAUUCCCACCUGGCAGGAUUAUAAGUACCAAAUAAAUGACAUCUUAAAUAAAAAGUUUAUGCCAUGCCUCUCCCAGGAAUCUGAGAAGCCAAAGAGCGACAUAGUUGUGCUGAGUGACCGGUCCCAGAUACUAUACAGAGAAACUCACUUCCCUCAAAAUAUGCCACUUAUAUGCCAGUAUUUCAAUGAUGCCUUCUUCUUUGCUUCCCUCUCAUGGGUGAACUCCUACACGAAAGAAGUACAGGCUGUAGUCUGGACAAAAAGCAAAAGCGAGGACAUGGUUGAGAAGAAAAUGUUUCCCAUGAGUGAACGGUUGCCACCCAUCCAGUUGAUGGUCCACGCUGGUUCCUUUCAUAUUCUCGUGGUCUACUGUGGUGACCUCUUCCUGCGGCUUUUUGGGGAUCACUUUCGGUCCUUCAAGUCUAUGGGCACAGUAUCCUGCCGCUUCAACAUCAGCUGCCUCUGCUAUGACCCAGAAACAAAGAUGCUUCUGUCUGGUAAUCUGGGGGGAAUAGUCACCUGGACUAUUGAGCGGGGUGGUACAGGCCUCCAGAUAGCUCGCAUGUUUCCCAUACCAGGUGAAGAGCUUGUGCAGGACAUCUUGCUGAGUGGUCCUGAUGACUGCCUUCUUGCCCUGUGUGAGACUGUGGUGAGGGUCCUAGAACGCCAGGGCCACGGCAAUCUACAAGAGGUAAAGAAGUUUACCACCCCUACCAGUGGCUCCUCUAUCACCUGCUGCUUUACCUGCUUUGAACUGGGCUUUCUCUAUGCCGGAAACAAGGCUGGGGAAAUCCAUGUCUGGAACCUCAAACAAAGCCAGCCUCUCCACAAUUUCAUGGCCCAUUCUUCAACAGUGAUAUGUAUUCGUAGCCGGCCGGAGGCUCACAUUCUACUAUCAGCUGGCCAAGAAGGCAUAAUCAAGGAAUGGAAUCUCACUUCUGGGAAUUUACUUCGGCGACUAGAACUUGAAGAGCAGUUAUUCCGCCUCCAAUUUAUUGAUGACACUACUUUUUAUUGCCAAACUUCCCAUACUUUUUCCUUACAUCGUCUGCCCUGCUUCUAUAGCCUCUUUAGCGUCUGUGGCUGCACCACCCAGCAGGUGCGUCGAAUCCGCUGUGGAGAGAACUGGUACCGAAUCCUGUGUACUACAGAGGAUGGCCUCUUGCGCUUUCUGUCUCCAAUCACGGGGGAUCUUCUGGUUGUCACCUGGCCCUUUGUCAUCCUGGACAAGGCUGUGGAUUGGGCCUAUGAUCCAAUGAAGGAGGAACUCUUUGUAGCCACAGGCACCUCAGAGGUGCUGGUGUUUGACACAACCCGCUCCCCUUGCCCAACUAAGUAUUUCUUAUGCACCUCAGUAGAUUCUCAAGACAUGGUACAGUGCCUGGCUUAUGGGCAUUUCCAACUGGGGUGGGGAACAGAAGGACUGAUACUCUCUGGACACCAAAGUGGAAUGGUAAGAGUGCUUUCCCGGCACAUGUGUGCCCGAGUUGAGAAACUUACCCACUACGGGGCUGUAUUGGCUCUCUCUACAAUGACUGCAGGGAUCUUUGCUAACCGGGAAAGUUCUUUGAUCUGUUCCUAUGGAAUGGAUGAUUAUAUACACCUAUCAGAAGUCAUGUUUGAAGGAGCCAAAGUACAACUGCGGCCUCUUGCCAGCGUUCUCAGUAGCUGUCAUCUGAAACACAUCAUCCUCUUGCCCCACUCUGUGUUUGCCAUCACAGAUAGUAACUGCCUACGUUUCUGGGAGUUCCAUGAUUUUCUGUGCACUGGGUCAGACAAAGGCUCAGAUUUCACUGAAACAUUACCUCUACACCAAUGUACCAUCAUAUCUUUCGAUGUCUGCUUGACCUUGAGUCUUUUUGUCACAGCUGGUUCUGAUGGCUCUGUCCGGAUCUGGGAUUUCCAUGGUAGACUCAUAUCCAUGUUGGAUUCAUCACUUCACUUUGGUGCACUGUGUUUUGCAAAUAACCGGGGUGACCUCCUUGUGAGUUUCAACCAGAGUCUUUAUCUGGUAUCAUCUUUAAAACUGCUUCCUCAAUCCCUGCUGUCUCACUUAUGCUUUAUGACUGUACCCGAUGAAUUACUUGAAGCUCCUAAGCCUUUCAUACCAAGUUUCUUUCUCUCUUUUGAGACCCUAUUUGUGCCCAAGUAUAUCAACCGGAUUCAAGGGAAACAGGAAUUAGUGGGUCUAGAGCCCCUUAUCAAUAAGCGGGCCAUUGCCUUCGACCAUUCUGUGCCACAUGUUAUAGAAGAGGAUGAGGAUGGGACCAUUGUGUUAUUGAGUGCUCCCAAAUAUGAUUCUUUGGAGGCAACAACAACUGUCCAGAAAAAGAAGUCAAAACAGGCCCAAUUCAAUUAUGUGCUUCCUCCCCAAUUAGUGAUGACCAGUUGGGAUGGGCUCAACCCCUAUCAGAUACUGCGAUGCUACUUUGGUCAGGGGCAAAAAUGGCUUCUUGCCCCCGAUUGCUACAUUCCCAACUCUGUGAUCCGUGCCCGUCUUUGGCCAGAGGGCAGCCCAAUAUUUCUACAGUGCAAUCUGCGCUCCCCUCAGCGGGAACUGGAAUGGGACAAGCCCCAACCUCUCUCCUUCUGGCACAAAAGGAAAAGAGUUAAAAGUGAUACGAGAACUCUUCCAGAGGAGAAAGAGAAUGAAUCCUUUCUAGCAGACAGACUAACCAAGGAUGCAACCUACAGUGUCCUCACAGAUGCAAGCCGCAGUUGGCUGGGAAAAAGGAUGAGUGAAGCAACUGUAAAUAAUCUGAUUGAAGUUGUCCUCAAUAUCAUGGUCCAUGCUAAUGCAGUAAAGUAUCAGUGCUGUAUUAGUGUACUAGGGCAAAUCUUUGCCUCUUAUCAAGUUUCUCCAACUCUGCGCUCUGAGACAGCUCAUCGUUUGCUAGAUGAUACAGUAAAUCCCAACGCAAUGAUCCGAGAACUAGCCUGGGAAGGGUUAAAACGUCUAGGAAUAAUUACUCAUCUUUUUGCCUUGCCUCUGGCCCAAGGACUAUUGGAUAAGGAUCCAAGAGUAAGGAAUAAAGCCCUGGCACUCAUGGCUGAGACUGGAAUCCACACAAAAACUUCACUCUUAAACUUGAUACAGAGACGAGAUCUUUUCCGGGAGUUACAACAAGAGAUGACUGGGGAGGAAUCCCUGGACCAUUUGCUGGGGAUUCGGCCAACAGAUAUACAAAUCCUUGUCUCUCAACUGGAACAGAGACUAAAUGAAGACUUGACCCCAUCAGAAGAUAAAAAGCCUGAGGUUUUUUCAGAUGUCUCAAAAGAAUCUCUGCAUAAACUAUCUUCCUUGCAACUCAUAGAGUCUGAAGAAUCAGAAGUCAAGCCACCCAAACAAAUAAAACAACCCCAAACAGCCGAGAAAAAGCACUUGCGAAAACUGAUUCGAGCUCUCAAGAUAUUGAAAGUGGGAGAAGCUAAACGGGUAAGCGUAGAGACACCUGUGGAGGCUGAAGUUGAGGCUGAAGCCACCACAGCUGAGAUGGAGGACACAUCAAGAAUAUCUUCAGUAAGCAGUGAAAUGAAGUUGCCUAAAGAUGAUGACUCAAAGGAUGUCUCAAAGGAUGUCUCAAAGGAGCACAUGGCUGCAACCGUUAAAUUGCUGAGGAAGCAGCACAAAAAAGGCAAACCACAGAAACUCAGAAAAGAGCACAAGAAGCAAAAAAAAGAGGUAGUUGAGAAACCUUUGCCUCCAGAAAAACCAAAACUAGUUAGGAGAAAGAUUCCGCGGGGUGCUGAUGGAGAACCUGGUACUAAAGGAGAUACUUCAUGGCGGAAUGAUCUAUGUCGUCUUAUAGCUCUAAGGAUAUCUACCUCCCAUGCAGAAAUGGAAAAAGAUCUAGACAAUGAGCUGGUGGCUAUAGCUCAGGAGAUGUUAGCAGAUCGCCGCCCCAGUUGGGAACUCUUUCAGCAGAUAUGCCCCAAGAAAGACAGUGAGGAUAUGUUUGCAGAAUUUGACCAGGAAGUAGACUCGCAAGAGAAGAAAACUUUUAUCCAUGAAAAAGCAAUUAAGGAGGACCUGGUGAUCACAGAUGAGGAAGAGAAGCCAGAGAGUACUGAAGUACAAGAGGAAGAGGAAGAACAAGAGGAAAAGGAAGAGUUGGAGGAACUGGUUCUAAAAGACAAGAAAAGGAAAGAAGAGGCUGAGCCAGAAAAACCAGUUGGUUUUAAGAGGGAGAUGUCUUUUAAAGAAUGGAAGUUAUCUUGGGAUGAUUGGAAUGAAGCCCAGAAGAAGAAAAAGGUAACAUGGGAAGAAUGGAAAAAAGACUGGGACAGGCGGUAUCUUGAGAAAAUGAAAGAGGAAGAGGAAAAAGAGAAAAAGAUGAUGACAUGGGAUGAAUGGGAAAAGAUCUGGGAAAAGAUGGAACCCAAGAUCCAGGAAGAGGAAGAACAGAUGCUGGAGAAGAGAGUGUCUGAGGAGAGGAAAGAAGAAGCAAAAGUAGAAGAAGCUGCAGCCAGAGAGGAGGAGAAAAAGAAGGAGGAGGAGGUGGAAGAAGAGGAGGAAGAGGAGGGGAUACUCACAGAAGAACAGAAACAGAUCCAAGAAGAACACAAACAGGCCUGGAGAGAGGAGAAACGAGCCCAAGCUGAAAGACAACUAGCCAAAGCAGAGAAAUUACUAGCACAAGAAGAGGAGAAACUUGCACGAGAAGAGAAAACUCUAGCCAAGGAAGAGAGAAAAUUGGCCCUAACAUAUAUGAAAAUGGCCCCCAAAGUUGGGAAACUGGCCAUUAGUGAGAGGAAAAUUGGCAAGAAAGAGGAAAAACUGGCUUCAAGAGAGGAAAGGCUAAGCAAGGAAGCAGAACAAUUGGCCCAGAAAAAAAAGAAUCUGGCCACAAAAUUGGAGGAAAUUGCUGGAGAAGAAGAGAAAGUCGCAAAGAAAGGACAAAAAAUCACUGAGGUAAAACAAAUGUUGUCCGAGAAAAUGAAAGUAAUGGCCCAGAAGGAGGAAGAUCUGGAGUUGCAAGAAGAUGAGCUGGCUAAACAAAUAGAAGAGCUGGAAUGGAACAUGCAGGAGUUGGCUUCUAAAGAAGAUGAACUGAAUCUGAAAGAAGAAAGACUAUUUGAAGAAAAAGAGGAACUAUCUGAAAAAGAGAAGGCACUCAACUUGCAGGAGGAGAAUCUGAAUAAGCGAGAGAGAAAAAUGUCUUGGGAAGAAAAGCUGCUGACCCAGGAAGAAGAGAAACUUAGCAAGAACACAGCCAUAAUAGAUCCUGAAAUGUUAGAUCUGGAAUGGAAAAGACUAGCUCAGAAAAAGGAGGCAAUAAAAAUAAACAAAGAUAAACUGAUCCAUGAAAAGGACAGCCUGAUCCUUAAUAAGAGAGAAGUCAGAAAGAACAAGAAAAGAGUGGCUGAGGAAGAAAAAACUAUAACUCAGGAAAGGAACUAUCUGGCUCAGGAAAGGGAAAAAUUUCCUCCAAGGAAAAAGAUUCUCCAGCAAGACAAAGAAAGACUCCUCCAAGGGAAAGAAGAGUUAAUUCAAAUAAAGAAAAGACUGGAGCUAUUCAAGGACAAAGUGACUCAAUUAGAGGAGGAGAUGAAACAGGAAAAGCUAGCACUGAACCAGAAGAAGGUGAAUAUUAUUGUUUCGGAGAAGAAGCUGGCUCAAGCUAGUAAAAGUUUAGCUGAAAAACAGGAGAAAAUGGCCAAGGAAAAGAUAGAAUUAAUUACAGAGAAGAAGGCAUUGUUCCAGGAAAAGAAAUUGCUCAGAGAAGAGCAGGAUAUUCUUAGAGAAGAAAGGGCACUCAAGAUGGAAAUGAAAAAAUUGUCCCAAGAGAAAAAGAGGCUGUCUGAGGAGAUUAAAAUUCUCUCCAAGGGAGACAUUCAGAAAAUGUCAAGAGACAGAACAACACUUGAUAGUGAAAUAGGCACAAUAAGGAAGAAACUGUUACUAGAGGAGAAAAUACUUACAUAUGAAGAUAGGCUGCUGGCCACAGAGGAGAGGGACAUUGCCAAAGGAAACUUGGAAUUAACUAGAGGACAUAGGGCAUAUGCCCAAGAAGAAAGGAAGUUAGCCAAGGUACUAAGGAAAAUGGUUCUAGAAAAGCAGGAUAUUGCCAACGAGCCAAUAAAAACAAAGCAUUUCUUAAAGGCACUUCAAAAACUAAUCAGUAAUGAAAGGAAAAUAACCCAGGAAGAAAUAAAGAUGGCAAAGAAAAAGGGAGCACUUUUUGCUAAGGAGCACAAAUUAAGUAAGGAAGAGGACAGACUUGAUAUCAAAGACUGGGAUUUUUCUGAGGAACAAGUAGAAAUGACUGAAGAUGAGAAGAAACUGGCCAAAAAGCAGAGAAAACUGGCCAAGGAAAUGAGAGAAAUGAUAGGCUUAGAGGAAAAAGUGGCCGAACAAGAAACUAUAUUGGCCAGAGAACAGGAAGAAUUCAUACAGGCUACAGAAGAGGAAGCAAUAGUAGAGGAAGAAGAGGAAAUCCCAUUCUUUAGAGAAAUGUGGAAAAAUAGAAAACAGUUGAGGAGAAUUUCUGUCAAAAAAGAAAAGCUUUUCAGUGAAGAGGAGCUGGAAAGUGAAGAGAAAUUUUCUAAAGAAAUGGAAACCCUGUUAGACAAUGAGGAAAAGGAGGAAAAGGAGGAGGAGGAAGAGGAAGAAGAGGAAGAGGAGGAAGAGGAAAAGGAGGAGGAAGAGGAAAAGGAGGAGGAAGAGGAAAAGGAGGAGGAAGAGGAAAAGGAGGAUAAAAUGGAAGAGGAAGAAGAGAAGCUCAUGGGGGAGGAAAAGGAGGAGAAGGUGGAAAAGAGGAAGAGAAGGAAGAAAAAGAAGGCAAAGGAAGAGGAAGGGUUUGAGGAGGCGAACCUCAAGUUUACCAGUUUACCACGAGAAAUGUUGGAGAAAUUUCAGGCCUUAGCUCAACCCAUGUUGGAGACAGUUGAAGAGCCCCCCAAGGAGAUACAAAUGAAGACACCAUUCAUCCCCCACCUAUUUAGGAAGCUGGAGGAAGCUCAUAAAGUCAAACAAAUAACACCAGAGGGGAAGGUGAAAUGGAUUGUGAAGCAUCGUCCACCUGUGACAGAACGGGAUAUGAGAAAAUCUACUCCCCACAUCUCCAUGGAGGUCAGGCCCUCUGACAUAGAGUGGAUGCACCGUGUUGUUGAACUGCUGCAAGCAGGAAAACAGCUUCCCAGAGACACUUUCCACAGACUGUGUCAGCUCCUCAGAGACCUCACCUCCCAGGGAGACUUAGAGUGGCUCCACCUGGCCGUACUCGAAGCCAUGGUACACCAUCACAAGCGGGCCCUGGAGGCACGAAGUACAAGUAUCCCCAGACCCAGUAGGGAGCCCAUGAGUCCAAAAUACCUGAAAGUGAUUCCCCCUAUAAAAGGAAAACAGAAAGGUAGUGGGCUUGAACCUUUGACUGGCCCAACACUAGAGUCCACAGAAGAUACUAAGAGAAUCACAGAACCUAAGGCUGUAAACUUGGAUCUUUUAGGAGAACCGUACAGGAGUGCCCGGAUACAGGAGUUAUUCAAUAUUAUCAAAGAGAUGGAAAUGGAACACUUUUAUCCUGUCACAAGAGACAUUUGCCCUGAUGCCUACACCCCUGUAGACAGACAAACCCUGGCACUCAUGCUUCAGAAAGACUUAUGGGACUUGAAGGGGAAAGGCAAGUAUCCCAAAUUGCCCAAGCUGGAAGAGGAGGAUGAGGAAGAGAAGAGAGAGCCCACAAGAAAAAAGGGAAAGAUACUACCAUGGGAGACAUUUGUGGCUCUGUACCAUGUUCUGCGGAUGCUGCUGCAGCGUUACGGCAAAGACACAGCUGCGUGGAAGGAACAGUUCCACCAUGUCAUGGAGCUAUACCAGCUUAAGUCUCCUCGAAUCCAGAAGUUGCUACAGGAGAUGGUAGUGAGGGGGGGGCCUCAACCCCAAGAAACCAUGUAUCAAGAGGCCCUGAAGGCCAUGGAACUAGCACCUGGGGAGAGGUUGUUCUACUGCCUGAUCUGUGGGGGCACUCAUUUUCCUGCAGCUUCCUUCAAAUUCCGCGGUGUGAUACCCCUUCCUGGACAGAAUAAUGUGCGCACCAUUCUUCCCAAAGGUAUUGCCCAGUAUGGGAUCUUAGAACUUGCCUGGAGGAGCCUGCCCUAUGCUGAUAAUCGUCUUACUAAGAAAUUACCUGACCACAUUGUUCCCACUCCCAUUUGA